AUGCAGCCGUCCCACGCGGCUCCCGGCGGUAACCGACCUCGGCCACAGCAGCCCGUCAACCGGUUGGUGGUUUCCGCCCUGCAAUUUCAGUCGUUCAUGCUCCGGUCCACCUCGGGCCUCCCCGGCGAGAAAGAGGAGGUGGUCAUUCGCCUCGCCAAUCUCCCCAAUUUCCUGUUCGAGGUCAACAGUCUCGCCAUUGCCUACUCGCGUGCUCUGUCCAAGCCGAAAUCCAUUCGCAUUCUCGGGCAACUACGCACUAGCUACCCAAACAUCCUCAAGGGCGAGGUCAUCACCCCACCCUUCUGGACCAUCAACAGCAACACGCCGCCUCCUGGCCCUCCAGUCCCCACUCUCCUUCCGAGCCCUUGUUUAUCUGAGAUCUUGAAGCUGAUUGCCUCGCUCAGUCCCCUGGAGGAGCUUCACAUUUCCGACGUGGACUUCGGGUCAGACGCUCAGUUGCACCAAGUUGCCACCAUGUUCGGGGCAAUUCCCAGCGCGAAUAGCGUGUAUUAUGAAAUGGCCCUCACCUUCUAUCACAGGCUUCUUGCCAAUCGCCAGCUUCGUAGCCUGGAGCUAGUCAGUAAGUUCUCGGACCUGAGCAGAGUGAAUGUUGGCCGCUUUACCACCCAAGCCAUCGCCGAGGCCCUCCCCUCCAACAGCAGCAUCAAUGCGUUGACCCUUUACCGCUGUGGCUGCGACGUCGACUCGCUCGGGCAAAUCGUCAACACCCUGAAGACGCGCCCCGGUCCCUUCUCCCUAACCGUGUGCCUGGGAAAUGCGCUCCUUCUGGCCAGCACAGCCGAGCACUUUGCCCAAGUUUUCUCCCAGCUCUCCGGUUUGGUUCAUCUGUCACUUUCAGAUUGCAGCAUGACCCAGGACUUUGCCAAGGUCAUUGCCCCGUCCCUCGGCGGCCUCACCAGCCUCGAGUCUCUCAGUCUAUCAUAUAAUCCCUUGCUUUCGGCCGGGCUUGCCCUCUUCGUCCCCGCCCUCACAACUUUGCCAAAGCUCGAGAAGCUGCUGCUGCGAGACUGCCAUCUGGACUCCAGCUCCUGGCCCCUCAUCACCCAGCUUGUGCAGGGUGUACCCUCACUUCGUUCGCUUGACAUCAGCUUGAACAACUACCUCAACGAGACGGGCAAUUCGGUUCCCACCUUCGGAAGCGCACUCCGUUCGCUUGCCAUUUCAAAUUUCACCACCACACCUGCCCUCAUGGAGUCCAUGGUCGACGAGCUGACCAAGAUGACUAGCCUGGAGUCCCUGGAAUGGCAAGGUUUCCAGUACUCGUCCAGUGUCAUCCAUCCCUCCGCGCAAGCCUCCGCCGUCAACCUCGCUGUUGGCCAGGUGAUCAACUCCCUCGGACGCUUCUUUUUGUCGCACCAGACGCUGACCUCCCUCGAUCUGAGUGGCACCCUUUUCGAUCAGGAGUAUCCCGGCGAGACCUUCCUCGAGUCGCCAACUCUCCAAACAGUCCGCCUGUCAAAGUGCCACUUCUCGUCGUCCUUCUCCUUUGCCCUGGCCACUGGACUUGGGCGGUGUCCUGCCCUCGUGAGCCUGGACCUCAGUCACACUCCCCAAACGCAUGGGACCCUGGGGCGCCUUGUGGCCGGGCUGAAGAACUCCACCGCCAUCACACAUCUGGAUGUCAGCCAAACGCACUUGAACGACUUUGCGGCCGGCGUCCUGCGCAACCUGCUGGAGGGCCACCGGACACUCCUGUCGCUGAAUGUCAGCUUCAACACCCUCGGCCUGGCCGGCAUGUCACACAUCCUGACCGGACUAUUGUCGAACAACGUCCUCCGGUCACUGCGGAUGGAGGCGUGCACAGUGCCAAAUGCCCCUGCCCCGGAGGGGAUUCUCCCUCUCCUGGGGAAUCUCUUCCUGACCAACUCCUCCCUGCAGCUGCUGGACAUGAGCCGGUCGCUGGAAUUCGACGUGACACCGGUCUUGGACCACCUUCGGCAGAACACCUCGCUGCUUUUCUUCUACCCAACUGCCCAGAGUGGCGGGGCCUUUUGA
Messenger RNA from Fonticula alba, 2016 nucleotides. RefSeq lists its product as hypothetical. Gene Ontology annotation, cellular component: nucleus; perinuclear region of cytoplasm; cytosol. NCBI's taxonomy places the organism in Eukaryota, Rotosphaerida, Fonticulaceae. The record is from RefSeq and is a predicted model, not a curated record. Gene Ontology annotation, biological process: activation of GTPase activity; nucleocytoplasmic transport. Gene Ontology annotation, molecular function: GTPase activator activity; small GTPase binding. The transcript is spliced from 17 exons. Bases 1 to 2016 code for a protein of 671 amino acids.